AUACUUUCGAGAAACCGUCUCCAUCUUUACACCAACAUCACUCAAAGACCCUUCCAACCGCAGGAUCUAAGUUCUAAUCCUAUAGAUCGAUCAUUCUCUAUAGACAUCCUUUUAGCACCGAUGAUUUAACUAGGGAUAUCAUAACUUCCCGUCUCUUUGCCAUUCGUUCUCCCCAUUGAGGCCACGUUAGAAAGCAGACGUCGAAGUGGCCUCCAGGCCAUGCCAAUAUGUCAAGAGUCUCGACGCCCUCAUUGCCAUUCUAUAAUGCUUCCGGACCGACAACAAAAAACUCCCGACCCUCAUCUCCUUACCUCCAACCCCCGGAGACGCCCCAGCGGCGUACGACUCCUUCGUCGGUAACAUCUUCAUACUCCCUCCUCUCAUCGCAAGAAACAGCCCGGAAGCUGUCAACAUCGGUCAGCCAUGGCUUGUCCCCUUCGGCCGCCACGGCGAAGCUCCAUACCCACGGGCUCAACGAGCUGCCGCACGAAGAGCCGGAGCCGCUGUGGUUGCGCUUUCUGAAGCAAUUCAAAGAAACGCUGAUACUACUUCUCCUCGGUUCCGCGGCCGUUUCAUUCAUAAUGGGGAAUUUGGAAGACGCCAUAAGCAUCACAGCGGCGGUGACGAUCGUCGUCACAGUGGGCUUUGUACAGGAGUACAGGUCUGAAAAGUCUCUAGAAGCGUUGAAUCAACUGGUGCCACAUUCCGCUCAUAUCAUACGAGGAGGUAUAGAACGAGCCGGUCGAACAGGAAAUGAGGAGGACAGCAACGGAAUUGAACUAGAGGAAUUGAAGGAUACAGCUGCAUCGUUAGCAGCUGCUGAACGGAAUGCUAUAAACAUCUCGGCCACUCUGCUCGUGCCCGGUGAUCUAGUUCUAUUUCACACGGGCGAUCGGAUCCCCGCUGAUAUUCGAAUUACGCAUGCUGCCGACCUUACAAUCGACGAAUCUAAUCUUACCGGAGAGAACGAGCCCGUACCGAAGUCGCCAGAUGUUGUGCAGCCACCCCCUGGAGUUUCGAGACCACAAUCGCCUUUCUAUUCGUCUCCCGCCGCUGGAACUGUUGGAGCAGACAUCCGUCUCAACGACCAAAAGAACAUUGCUUUCAUGGGAACAUUAGUCCGUUCAGGCUACGGUCAAGGGAUCGUCAUCGGAACGGGUGGUAACACCGAAUUUGGAGCCAUUUCGGCAUCGUUGCAAGAAAUCGAAAGCCCCCGCACGCCCUUGCAACUUUCUAUGGACCGACUCGGGAAAGAGCUCAGCUAUAUGUCCUUUGCUGUGAUCGGCUUCAUCAUGAUAGUGGGCUUAUGGCGCGGAUGGGCAUUCCUAGAGAUGUUUCAAAUCGGAGUGUCUCUUGCUGUGGCUGCUAUUCCCGAAGGUCUACCUAUUAUUGUCACUGUAACGCUUGCUCUAGGCGUCCUGAGGAUGUCGAAGCGUGACGCUAUUGUUCGGCGCCUCCCCAGUGUCGAGACGCUUGCAUCAGUUAACGUUGUCUGCAGUGAUAAAACGGGAACUUUGACAACAAAUCAUAUGACAGUCACGAAGAUAUGGCAUUUUGACGAGCCCACACCUGUUGCUGUGUCUGCUAAGCACGAUUCUACGGACCUGGAUUCGCCCACGCGGAAUAUAUUACGUAUUGGAAACAUUGUCAACAACGCCCGCCUUGCAGGUGAUCACGUUAAUACAGCUUCAACUGCGGCAGUUCUUUCUUCGACGAUGGGCGAUGACUCUUCUGCGAUCAAAAGUCGCUGGGUGGGACAACCGACAGAUGUCGCCUUACUUGAUUUGUUGGAUGCGUUUGGUGAAGAGGAUGUCAGGGAAAGAAUUGGAGCGCGCCAUUAUGAAACCCCCUUUAGUUCUGAGCGAAAAUGGAUGGGUGUGGUGAUUCAAGGACAAUCGAACGCAGACCUCGGCACUGGUCAAGAUGCUUCCUACAUCAAAGGAGCAUUGGAAAAAAUUCUGGAUCGUUGCGAUACCUAUGUAACGGCACAGGGAAGAGAAGUCGUCCUUGACAAGAACCGCCGGGCCGAAGCUUUGCAAGCAGCAGACGCUAUGGCACAAGAAGGUCUUCGAGUGCUCGGAUUUGCAAGUGGGACAUCAAAUGCCGAACGAAAGAGGGGUUCAAGUGGGACGGCCUCGCCUGCUCCGCCCACUGACAAUGCCACUGGUGGAACCUCACUCGGCGAAGAUGAGCAUUACCGUGGGUUGGUAUUCGCUGGUCUCGUAGGAAUGAACGAUCCACCCCGUAAAGGCGUGGAGAGAUCUAUCCGGAGGCUAAUGGCGGGCAAAGUCAAAGUCAUUAUGAUCACCGGUGAUGCAGAGACGACUGCUGUUGCCAUUGGAAAGAAAUUGGGCAUGCCCAUUAGCUCAAAUCCAUCGAUGGGUCGCUCGGUCAUUCGCGGCGAUGAAUUGGACCAGAUGAGUGAAGAAGAACUAGCUCAAGCCAUUGCCACGACUUCGAUUUUCGCCAGAACCAGUCCUGAUCAUAAAAUGAAGAUUAUUCGAGCCCUUCAGUCACGCGGGGAUGUGGUGGCCAUGACUGGAGACGGCGUCAACGAUGCGCCUGCGCUCAAGAAGGCCGAUAUUGGCAUCUCUAUGGGCAGACUGGGUACCGACGUCGCUAAAGAGGCUGCGGAUAUGAUCCUCACAGAUGACAACUUUUCCACCAUUCUCAGUGCCAUUGAAGAAGGGAAGGGAAUAUUUUACAAUAUCCAGAAUUUCCUGACCUUCCAGCUCAGCACCAGUGCUGCGGCGCUCAGCUUGGUGCUCCUGAGCACUUUCCUCGGAUUCCAGAACCCCCUCAACGCCAUGCAGAUUCUAUGGAUAAACAUUCUUAUGGACGGUCCUCCUGCACAAUCGCUCGGAGUCGAGCCUGUAGAUCCCGCUGUGAUGGGUCGCCCACCUCGGCCCCGACAGGCUCGAGUUCUCACCCGACAACUUCUCCAGCGCGUGCUUCAAUCCGCGACCAUCAUCAUGAUGGGCACAUUGACGACCUACUACCGCGAGAUGUCCACGGACGGAGAAGUCUCUGCUCGUGACACGACGAUGACGUUCACGUGCUUCGUGCUCUUCGACAUGUUCAACGCGCUCACAUGCCGCUCCGAGACCAAGUCCGUGCUGGCCGGCGAAAUCGGUAUAUUCUCGAACAAGAUGUUCAACUACGCUGUUGCCGGCAGCUUGCUUGGCCAGCUAGCAGUCAUCUACUUCCCACCACUGCAGCACAUCUUCCAGACCGAGGCACUCGGGCUCUUAGAUCUGGUGCACCUACUCGCCGUCGCCAGCUGUGUCUUUUGGGCAGACGAGGCCAGGAAGUUCUACAACAGGUGGAAGAUGGGCCGGAGACUGGUCGGUGUUGGGUACAGUACAAAUGUAUGAUAUCAUUGCGUGUUUGUAUAACAAAAAAAGGGUGGCACCGUCCCUCGUCGCCUUGAAGACGGGAAGCAAGAUGACGACGGAAGGACUGCGGCACAAUACACUUGGGCUUCUUACGGUCUAUACUUGCGUUUUUAUUUUGUUGUAUACAGUUGCGCGAAUAUACCUUUAUAACCUUUCCCUCUGCUG
This is a messenger RNA of Aaosphaeria arxii CBS 175.79, 3560 nucleotides long. Its product is annotated as calcium-transporting P. Gene Ontology annotation, cellular component: Golgi membrane; plasma membrane; endoplasmic reticulum. Bases 228 to 3374 code for a protein of 1048 amino acids. The transcript is spliced from 4 exons. Gene Ontology annotation, biological process: intracellular calcium ion homeostasis; calcium ion transmembrane transport; manganese ion transport. The record is from RefSeq and is a predicted model, not a curated record. Gene Ontology annotation, molecular function: ATP binding; ATP hydrolysis activity; P-type calcium transporter activity. Lineage: Eukaryota; Fungi; Ascomycota; Dothideomycetes; Pleosporales.